AUGGCCCAAGAGAAUGUUGGAGUGGCGUUUGCUCUGGUGAUCUUUGCCGGAGCUUCUACCGCGAUUGGUUCGUCGGUGGUCUUUUUUCCCUCUUUGGUCAAGUACGCUUCCAAGAGGACCUUGGCGGCGGGGUUGGGAUUGAGUGCGGGUGUCAUGAUCUACGUUUCCUUUGUGGAGAUUUUCCAGAAAUCGGUGAUUGGUUUCAUCGAUGCCGGGAACAAUCCUGACACGGCGUAUGUCUAUGCCACUCUGUGUUUCUUCACGGGCAUUUUCCUCAUGACAGUCAUGAACUUUGUCGUUCAUCAGUUACUCCUGGGCGCCACGCAUCACAGUCACAACCAUCAUCAUCAUCAUCACAGCAAGGACCAUCAUAGCGACGAUGAGGAAUCGGAUGGCGACGACGAUGGAUCGGAAGACAACGACCGGGUGGGAGAUAUGCAGCCCAUUUGCUGUGUCAAGCCAGAACAGAUUGACCGAUUUCAAGAAAUGGGGGCGGCACUCGAGGAAGAAGAACAUCAUCAUCAUCAUGACAACAGCCACAAAGACGACAGCCACAAAGACAAAGACACUAACGACAAAAACAACAACCAACUGCGCUCGAGUCAACUCUCCCAAACACGAGAUGAUGACGACGACGACGACGACUUGGACUCGUCCGAUCAAUUCAACGCCGAAGAAACCACCACCGAACACUCCAAGAAACAGGAGUUGUCCGAAGAAGAAACAGCACGGUUGAACCGCAUGAGUCUCAAUACAGCCAUUGCCAUUGCCAUGCACAACUUUCCAGAAGGACUCGCCACCUUUGUCGCCGCCUUGGCUGAUCCCAGGGUUGGGCUCGUCUUGGCCAUUGCCAUUGCCAUUCAUAAUGUACCAGAAGGACUCUGCGUCAGUCUCCCCGUCUACUAUGCCACGGGAAAUCGGUGUCGGGCAUUUGCAUGGGGAUGUCUCUCGGGAAUAUCUGAACCCAUUGCGGCUAUUUUUGGAUGGGCCGUACUGGCAAAUUCGUUUUCGGAUGAACUUUAUGGGGUCCUCUUUGGAAUGGUUUCGGGAAUGAUGGUCAUUAUUUCGGCCAAGGAAUUGUUGCCCACGGCACAUCGAUAUGACAGUGAUGAUUCACUCGUUACCAAUGCCUUUAUUAUUGGAAUGGCAAUCAUGGCACUUUCUCUGGUCUUGUUUCUGUUAUAA
Molecule: messenger RNA, 1185 nt
Organism: Seminavis robusta
Lineage: Eukaryota; Bacillariophyta; Bacillariophyceae; Naviculales; Naviculaceae
Source: the annotation of a GenBank genome assembly